AUGACUGUUCUUACACCCCGCGAGAAACAAUGGUGGAAACAGGCAGUAAUCUACCAGAUCUACCCAGCCUCGUUUUGCGACUCCGACGGUGAUGGAGUGGGCGACCUCAAUGGCAUCACAUCCAAGCUGGACUACAUCGCCGACCUCGGCGUGGACGUCAUCUGGAUUUGCCCGAUGUACGACAGCCCGCAAGUCGACAUGGGCUACGACAUCAGCAACUAUGAGGACGUCUACAGGCCGUACGGUACCGUGCAGGAUAUGGAGCGACUCAUCAAGGAGACGCAUGCACGCGGCAUGAAGAUCAUGCUGGACCUAGUCAUCAACCACACCUCAGACCAGCACGCGUGGUUCAAGGACUCACGGGCCAGCAAGGACAGCCCGAAGCGAGACUGGUACAUCUGGAGACCGGCCAAAUACUCGGCCUCGGGUGAACGCCUUCCACCCAACAACUGGCGAUGCAACUUUGGGGGUGGCAGCGCAUGGGAAUGGGAUGAAGCCACACAGGAGUAUUACCUCCACCUUUUCGCCGUUGAGCAGCCCGACGUCAACUGGGAGAACCCCGAGACCCGCAAGGCCAUCUACGCUUCGUCCAUGGAGUUCUGGCUCGAGCGGGGCGCGGAUGGUUUCCGCGUUGACACUGUCAACAUGUACAGCAAGCCGCCGACCCUUCCCAACGCCCCGGUUGUCGACCCCAGCACGCCCUACCAGCCGGCCGGAAUGAUCUACUGCAACGGUCCGCGGAUGCACGAGUUCCUCGCCGAGAUGAACGCGGUGCUCGAAAAAUACGGGGCCAUUACCGUCGGCGAACUACCGUGCACCCCCGAUACGGCCCGCGUCCUGCAGUACGUCAGCGCCAAGGCCAAGCAGCUGAACAUGGUUUUCCAGUUCGACAUCGUCGACGUUGGCAUGGGCGCAACGCACAAGUUCGCCACCCCGCCGCGCAACUUCCGACUGCCCGACUUCAAAGCCGCCGUUGACCUCACUCAGGCCCUGAUCCGCGGCACAGACGGCUGGUCGACCGUGUUCCUCGAGAACCACGACCAAGCCCGUUCUGUCAGCCGGUUCGCCUCCGACGUACCCCAGCACCGCGUAGCCAGCGCCCGCCUGCUGGCCCUCAUGCAAGCGUGCCUCAGCGGAACCCAAUACGUCUACCAGGGCCAGGAAAUCGGCAUGGUCAACCUGCCCGCCGACGGCAGCUACCCGAUCGAGAACUACCUCGACAUCGACAGCAGCCUCUUCUACCGCAUGGUGCAGGAGCGGUACGGCAAGGACAACCAGGCCGAGCUGGAUAAGGCGUUUGCUGCGAUCCAGUACCUUGCGCGUGACCACGCGCGUGUGCCGAUCCCAUGGGAUGGGAAGGGCAAGUACGGCGGGUUUUCGCUUGCGGCGGAGGAAGCGGGCAAGGAGGUGAAAGAGCCGUGGAUGAAGCCGCAUCCGCUGGCGGGGGAGAUCAAUGUCGCCUCGCAGCUGGGAGACGAGGAGAGUGUGUUGGCGUAUUGGCGCAAGAUGUUGAAGUUCCGCCGGGAGCAUGCGGAUUUGUUGGUGUAUGGGGAUUUUGUGGACUUGCGGCCGGACGAUGGGGAUCUGUUUGUCUUUGUCAAGGUGCCGGACCACGGGGGGGGUGGGGAUAGGGUGCUUGUGGUCCUGAAUUUCACCGAGGGUGAGAAGACUUGGUCGGCGCCUAAUGCGAAGGAGCUCGGUUUGGAGAGGGAGCCGGAGUUAAUCCCUAUCAUGUCGACGCACAAGGGCAAAACUGAGGUUGGAAGGUUGGCGCCGUUUGAAGGUAAUGCGUAUUUGCUGCGGUAG
Dichotomopilus funicola is the source of this 1806-nucleotide messenger RNA. Its product is annotated as glycoside hydrolase. NCBI's taxonomy places the organism in Eukaryota, Fungi, Ascomycota, Sordariomycetes, Sordariales, Chaetomiaceae. Gene Ontology annotation, biological process: sucrose catabolic process; maltose catabolic process. The record is from RefSeq and is a predicted model, not a curated record. The coding region runs from base 1 to 1806 and encodes 601 amino acids. The transcript has a single exon. Gene Ontology annotation, molecular function: alpha-amylase activity; oligo-1,6-glucosidase activity; glucan 1,4-alpha-maltotriohydrolase activity.